GUGGCUCUGCCUGAGUGACCUGAGCCCCUGUCCCUGUCGCCGCUGUCGUCUCCCGCAGCUGCGGCCUCGCAGUCAUGGGCGCCGUGUGGUCCGCCCUGCUGGUCGGAGGGGGUCUGGCCGGAGCGCUUUUUGUCUGGCUGCUGCGGGACACGGGAAAGAAGCGGGACGCGAAGCAGGAGAGGGACGCCUCUCUCGGUGAGGCUGUGGCUGCGGGAGGUGAUCAGGGUGGCAGCGGAGGACUGAUUACCAAGCCAGAGCAUCUUCAAGAAAGCAAUGGAUGUUUGGUUUCAGAGACCAAAGUCCCUGGUAAAGUGCAGGAGGCAGCAUGGAGAAUGCAGAGCCCUCCUGGAGAAGAUGGUGACUAUGGCGAGUCCAGAAAGCAUGCUCCUUUUGCAUGGCUUCCAGACACAGAAUCUCGAGCUCCAUCUGCAACUGGUAACUCUGAAGUUUUAAGAAAUGAAAGUUGUGAAUCUCGUAUAGGAGAGUGGGGAUUCCAAAAAGGACAAGAGACACCUGCUCAAGCAGCUCCAUGUUUUGCAGAGAAGUUGCCUUCUAGCAACCUGUUUAUGGACAAAGCUAAAGAAGAAGGGAGCCUUGAAAGGUUGAAUAGUCAGGACUCAGCUGACCAAGAAGACUGGGAAAUGGUGUCCAGGCACUCGUCUUGGGGAGACAUUGGUUUGGGUGGCAGUCUUGAGGCUCCAGUGUUAAGCCCAAACCAAGGCAUGAACUAUGGCGGAAGCACUCUUGUGGACACAAGAGGUCAGGAAGUGGAUGUGAACACAAAGAGGGGAGCUGCAAUGUCUUCAGAGUCUCAGCAAGUUAGUGUCAGGUUCCAGGUCCAUUACAUCACCAGCAAGGGUAUGCAAUUCAUUGCAGUAACUGGAGACCAUGAGCGGCUUGGGAGAUGGAACACUUACAUUCCUCUCCAGAAGAGCAAGGAUGGGCUCUGGUCUCGUUCUGUGUCCCUGCCAGCAAAUGUGGUGGUGGAAUGGAAGUUUGUGGUGGUAGAGAAUGGGGAAGUUACUCGCUGGGAAGAAUGCAGCAAUAGGUUACUAGAGACUGGCCACAAGGAUAAAAUGGUUCACAAGUGCUGGGGGAUUCACUGAUUCAGUUUGCAAAGGACUGAAGAGGCUGCUGCAGACUGUGGGAGAGGCUAAGGUUGUGGCGCACACUGAAUAAUUUAAAAUAAAGGAAGUAGAACUCCAAAUUUA
Molecule: messenger RNA, 1211 nt
Organism: Hipposideros armiger (great roundleaf bat)
Lineage: Eukaryota; Metazoa; Chordata; Mammalia; Chiroptera; Hipposideridae
Gene: STBD1
Product: starch binding domain 1
Exons: 2
Coding region: 75-1106 (343 amino acids)
Cellular component (GO): membrane
Molecular function (GO): starch binding
Source: RefSeq, a predicted model, not a curated record